AUGUCAGCCAUUACAGUCCAACCCGCCAAAAGUUCCGAGGCUGAACUCGGUGCUCUUCUCGGCAAUAUCGACCUUGACAACUUGUCAGACGCAGAUUUUGAUGUUAUCCACAAAGCCCUUUAUCAAUACAACGUCAUCUGCAUCAAGGACCAGGGAAAUCUCACACCCAAAGCUCAGGCUGAGCUCACACGUCGUUUCGACCCUGAAGCACUGUCUUAUGGACACGGCAAAACGAUCGACGCCAAGCGGUCCAUUCUCCAUCCUGACCUGAAGACCGUGCCACACCAGCCCGAGGUUCAGGUCAUUGGCAAUGGCUUUGUCUCAGAAUACGAAGGGUUGAAGAACAUCACGCUGAAGCAUCCCCAUCAUCGCACUUUCCACAAGACCGUUAUACCGGAGGAGCAGGAUCUCGACUAUACUCGCUUCUAUCGAUGGCAUAUCGAUGCGGCGCUGUAUGGUAAACUGUACCCGCCGCUGGUGACGUCUUUACUGGCAGUCAAAGUCCCUGCCGGACGGUCUCAAACUCUCCUAUACGACGACGAUAGCGGCGACCAGCUCCAGGUGCCGCUAGGAACGACGGCAUUUGCAUCGGGAUACACAAUGUUCGAGAAACUCAGCCAGGAACAGAAAGAAUUUGUGCUUGGCUCCAAGAUAGAAUACGGGCCUCAUCCUUACGUUUGGAUCUCGACGGCAAGGUCGCGACCAGACGGACUUGGGAUUGUGUCUGAGGGGAAGGAAAUCAGCCUUGACGACCUGCCACAAAUUGAGGAGGAAGAUGUCCAGAUACUCCCUAUGGCCUGGCAAAAUCCUGUGACAGGCAAAUUCGCUUUGCAAGUCCAUCCCUCAGUAGUGCGCAAGAUUCAUCUCCACGAUGGCCGCAUCAUCGAUGAUCUCCAGCAAGUCCGAGACAUCGUGCACAACCUACAGCGCCCAGCAAUUGCGCCUGAACUCGUGUACGCCUUCGACUGGAAGGAGGGUGAUUUGGUCCUAUUCAAUAACCAUGGCGUUAUUCACUCUGUCGUAGGUGCAUUUGGCUUGGAUGAAGUUAGACUCUUUCGGCAGUGUAACCUUGCCGCCAGUCAACCUCCACUGGGCCCUGUAGAGGUUUGUGCUUGA
Molecule: messenger RNA, 1116 nt
Organism: Exophiala aquamarina CBS 119918
Lineage: Eukaryota; Fungi; Ascomycota; Eurotiomycetes; Chaetothyriales; Herpotrichiellaceae
Exons: 1
Coding region: 1-1116 (371 amino acids)
Molecular function (GO): oxidoreductase activity
Source: RefSeq, a predicted model, not a curated record